Messenger RNA from Aedes albopictus (Asian tiger mosquito), 6055 nucleotides. RefSeq names its product slit homolog 3 protein. Gene Ontology annotation, cellular component: extracellular matrix. The coding region runs from base 238 to 4920 and encodes 1560 amino acids. Lineage: Eukaryota; Metazoa; Arthropoda; Insecta; Diptera; Culicidae. The transcript has 6 exons. The record is from RefSeq and is a predicted model, not a curated record. Gene Ontology annotation, molecular function: protein binding.
GCCCAUCAAACGAGUAUCCAUCAUGCUGUGAAUUCCAGUGGCUUCAAUGAGCCACAUCGAGUAUAAGCCACAAUUACUUCUAGCAAAACCAACAAUCUCCGGUUAGUAGAGAGCAUCCGGGAACAAUCGCAGUCCACCUCCCCCACUGGAGAGCGUAGGUAGGAAGAUGCUCCAUUCCCAUCCCGCUCGGCGCUUGACAGCGAGCAUCAUCAGCAGAGGAGCCAAACCGUCGACGGCAUGAUGCUACGGUGGCCUAAAUUAGGGCUCACUCGGCCCUACUACAAGUAUCUAUGGCGCUGCUGGCUGCUAGUCGGCCUGGUACUGCUUCAGCGCAUCAGCUACGGACGGAUGGAGGAAAUUCUUCAGCUGCGGAGUAGCGGACGAGGGUCCACCGGUGGAAGCGGGACGCAACAUCAUCAGCAGCAGCAGCGGCAACAGUUGGAAGAACAAGAACUUUUUUCCUCGUCGUCUUCCUCGAACGAGAUUGAAUGUCCAAGCUUUGCCGAGAAUUCGGCCUGUCCGUGCUACAAGUUUGAGGACGGACUGUUCCUCGAGUGUCCCAGCAUCACUGCGGUGGCACUGCGCUCGACGCUGCAGCUCAUCUCGUCGCCGAUCCAGUCGUUGUCCGUGUACGAGUUUGACCGUUCGGUCAAAUCCCUUACCGCGGAUCUGUUUGCCUCGACCUCGUCGCAUGCCUCGGCACACACGUCCACGUUCCUCGGUGGUGCAAGCGGUGGAAGCAGCUCCAGCACCGGUAACGACGUCAACAUCCGGCAUCUUCAGUUCUCCCAUUCCAACCUGCAGCAGCUGAAGGAGAACAGUUUGAAUAAUUUACGAACGCACUUAGAGAGUUUAAGUAUUGUAAAUGGAAAAUUGACACAAGUGCCCACGAAAGCGCUCGCCGGCAUGAAGAAGCUGAUGGUCCUGGAUUUUGAGCAGAACGAAAUCUCCGCCAUCGAGGAGUACGCCUUCUACGGCUUGCACGUGGUGAAGCUGAACAUGAAGGGCAACCGGCUGGAGCGCAUUCCGGAAACUGGUUUUGUCGGCCUGGAGGAUUCCCUCGCCGAGCUGGAUCUCUCGGAGAACCGGCUGAAGCAGUUUCCGACGUCGGCGUUGAAGCGGCUGGAAAAUCUCCGCCAGGUGCGACUCGCGAUGAACGAGAUUAACUCGCUGGAGCAGGACGAUAGUUAUACGCGGUUUGGGUCGUUGGUGUUCCUCGAUUUGAGUGUGAACAAUUUCGUGGAACUGUACAGUGAUGUGUUUGGGGCGUUUCCGUAUGUGAAGACACUGUCGUUGUAUAAUAACUUCAUCGAGCUGGUGCAUCGGGAUAGUUUUGUGUCGCUGAAGGAGCUGCAGUCGCUGGAUCUGAGCCAUAACCGGAUUGUGUUUGUGGAUGCGGAAGUGUUCGCGGCCAACCGGAAGCUGCACACGGUCGAUCUGAGCCACAAUCACAUACACUACGUGAGCGGGGUGUUUAGCAAUUUGCCUCUGUUGAGGGAGAUUUUCCUGAGUGAGAAUAAUAUCCUGGAACUGACGGAUGAUUGUUUUAGCAAUUCAAGUAGCAUUAAGGUUAUUUAUUUAGAGAAUAAUUCAAUUCAACGGCUCGACGCCGAGGCGCUGUCGAGUUUGUUCAGCCUGGAGCAGCUGUAUCUGAGCGGCAACCACAUCCGGCGGGUCCCGAUGGGAUUGUUCGAGAUGACCGGUAAGCUGCAGUCGCUGAGCUUGGAUAAUAAUUUGAUCAGCGAGCUGGAUGUGCGGGUUUUCAGGCGGUUACUCAAUCUGCGUGAGAUUCGGCUGAACGGCAACCAGAUUCGGGUGAUUCAGGAGCAGUUGUUUGGGACGCUGGGCGCCCUAAUGGAGCUACAUUUGCAAAAUAAUGCUAUUAGGGUGAUUGAGAGGAACGCUUUCAAGAAUUGCCAGCUGCUCCAAUAUAUCAAUUUGCAGGAGAAUGCAUUGGAUGAGAUUGAUAUAAUGUUCUACUACUCGACUGAGACGUCGGCCAAUCACCUGCAACAGCCUUUGACGGCACGGGGAAAGCUGAUAACGGCCAAGACCGGUGGUAGCGAUGCGUCAAUGUUCGGAGAAGUGGAUUCGGUGGCAUCGUCAGCGUUAAUUUCCAUUCAGUUGAACUCCAAUGCUCUCAAGUACCUCCACGAGAGGUCUUUCCAAGGUCAGAGCAGCGUGCAAACGAUAUGGCUGGAGAACAACCAACUCAACAGUUUGGAUAAGGAAUUGUUUGUAGACCUGGUACAACUGGAGAGGCUAUAUCUGAAGAACAAUUCCAUAUCUAGCAUCGAUCCCAACGCGUUCAACUCGCUUCGAAGGCUUAGGUUUCUAGAUCUGAGCCUGAACAGAUUAACCAGCUUGAACGAAAAACUGUUCAAGAACAUGGUGGAGCUAGACGAGCUAUUGAUAAGCAAGAAUCAGCUGCAAAAGUUACCAUCCAAUGUAUUUGGAUCUCUUCAGAAGCUACGAGUAUUAGACCUUAGCCAUAAUCCCAUAGGGAUCUUGGAAUCCGACGUAUUUCACCAGAAUUUCUCCGUCAGUGUGAUAAACCUCAAAGGCUGUGAACUAACUCGCAUAGAAUCAGAUGCUUUCAAAGGUCUCCAGAACCUCAACGAGUUGAACCUUGACGACAACCAUCUAAGGUCAGAAGACAUCAAACAAAUUGACGCCAGCUCCCUAAGAACCCUCCGGUUAGCGUCCAACAACUUUACCAUAGUCCGAGAGAACACACUGGAGCGAUUACCUUCGCUGCAAGUACUAGUCCUGGAACGCUGUUCCAUCCGAGAUCUACCGUACCCACUGCUGAGCAAGAACAACAACCUGGUCAAGUUGGAUCUGAGCCACAACCUCCUGCGUACUUUGAAACGAACCAUCUUCAACAACCUCAACGUCUUCAAGGAACUUCGUCUCCAAAACAACAGCAUCAACGAUUUCCCCCACAUAGCCUUAUCCAACAUUUCAACCCUGGAGACCCUCGUCCUAUCCCAAAAUCAGCUAACCAACGUCGAUUUCUUCAAACUCCACGGCCUGCCAAACCUUCGCCACCUGGACCUCCAGGACAACACCAUCUCAUCCCUAACCGGGUUCAACACGGCCACCCUCCCCCACUUGGACAUGAUCAAUCUCAGCGGAAACCUACUCCUAGCCCUCCCCGAGAACUUCUUCAAACACUCGAUCAGUCUCCAACGAAUCGACCUCUCCUGCAACCGCUUCAGACAAAUCCCAAACACAGCCCUCUCAGAAUUCUCCCUCGCUCGCCUAGCAUGGCUCAACCUAACCGGAAACCCGCUCCAGCGAAUCCACCACACCAUGACCACGGACAUCGACCAGCGUCGCUUCCCCUUCCUCAAGGAACUCCACAUCAGCCAAACCAAUCUGACCAUCCUGACCAGCAAGGACUUCGACAUCUACCCGGCCCUUCAACGGCUCUACCUGGUCCAAAACCGAAUCAACCGCGUCUCGCCAGGAGCCUUCGUUGCCCUGUCCAACCUCCAGAUCCUCGAUCUGAGCGUCAACGAAAUCGAAAUGCUCCCGAAGGAGCGCCUGCAAGGCCUCCGUCUCCUAGAAAUCCUCAACAUCUCCAACAACAACAUCAAGGAGCUGGACGAGUUCACGGACGAUCUGCAGCGGCUGAAAGUGCUGGACAUCUCGUCCAACCAGCUGGAGCGCAUCCAAAAGAACACCCUGAGGCACCUGGUGGCGCUGCAGGAACUCUACCUGAAUGGAAACCGGAUACGGAGCAUCUCGUCGGAUGCGUUCCGGACGCUGCGGGCACUGGUCACGUUGGACCUGCGGAAGAACUUCUUCGAGGAUGUGCCGUUGCGAGCGCUGAAGCCACUGGAGACGCACCUGAAGCAGCUGCGAUUGGAAGAGAACCAUCUGAACUGUUCGUGUGACACGCAGGAGCUGUGGGAGUGGUUGAGUGACCACCGGAAAUGGACCAGCGAAAACGUACGGUGCGAGCAGCCGGCCGAAGUGCACGGGAAAAGUUUGCUGGCCAUGGAACCGUUGGAGUUCUGUGACGUGCCGAUGAUACUGAAGAUCGCCAUCCAGGAUAUUCAGCCGUACUCGGUGCUGGUGUCGUGGCAGAGUCGGGAGCAUUCCGGGCUGCAUGGGUACCACGUGAUAUUCCACUCGCUGGAUACGGUGGAGGAUUUUCGUGGAAAAACGCUGAACCGACUGGCAAAUUCCGCCAAAUUGGAUCGCCUGUCAUCGAACACGCGCUAUUUGAUUUGCGUGCUGGGCCUGGGCAACUGGCUCUCGUCCCAGAACGACAUCCACAGCCUACUGAACCAAUCGAACCAGAUCCAGAACCAGGUUUUAAAUAAUCAAAACGGUUUUAUGGCGGGCGAGCUGGAUACGUCCUUCUCGAACACGCUGCUGUCGCUGAUGAUGGACACUCCGACGUCCAAGUGCACCGAAGUGCGAACGCUGGACUCGAUUGGACCGAACCCGCUGGCCGAGGUCGACGGAAUCUCCAGCCAGGGAAUUAUUCAUUCGAUUUUAACCCGUCGACUGGGUUUGAUCGUCGGCUGCUGCCUGGGGAUAAUCGUGUUCAUUGUCCUGGUUUCGGUCCUGGGCUACCUGAAAAUCAAAAAGCAGAGGUUGGAUGCGGCCAAGCGGCAGCAGCAACCAAUGGCACCGGAAUUCAUCUCGUACCGACAUUUCUCCAUCCCGAACGAUGAGCACGGACGAGAUGGGGUGGCUGGUGCCGGUGGAGGAGGAGGGACGAAUAGCUUCCUGCAUAAUAAUCAUCACCAUCAACAUAACCAUCAUAACCAGCAGCCGGUCACGACGGUUGAUGGACAUCCGAGCUUUAUAUCCGGGGCGGUGCUGGGAACGACCACGACCCUCAACGGAGGCGGAUCCGUCCCGGGGGCCGAGGAGCGCAAGAAGAUUUAUAUCGAUAGUUGAAAACAGUGAAAGAAGGACCACCUGCAAGAAAAUGUCAAGCUUUGUCAAUUAGGUUGUUGAUUCUGCCAUCUUGUUUUUUUUUCUGGUCUUUUUUAUACAAACACACAGACGCAAAUCUCUAGUCAACUAGAUUAGGGGAUUUUCUUUUACUAUAGUACGAGUUUGGGCCGAAGGGUCUUAGUUUUUCAUGAAACUUUUACCACAAGUAUGGUUAACAACAAAAUAUAUUAAAAAUGACAAAAAAAUAUACUAAAAAUUGAAAUCUUGCGGCAAAAGUUUCAUUAUAUUCUAAUACCCUUUGGCUCAACUUGUACGAUGAUAAAGAAAUCCCAUCAACAAAAACGGUUCUGCUUCCUCCUACAAACAAAAACAAAAAACUUCUAGCAAAAUGACAUCCGGUUCCAACAGAUGGAAACCUCACGGGGACUGAACAACGAGCAAAAUGCAACACUUACGAAAACAUACCUACAAAUAUAAAUCAAAACAAGAAACCGAAGAAAAAUGGAAAAUCAAAGUAGAAGCAAACAUUCACAUAAAUAUUUAGCGAAGAAAUCAAAAGUGUUAAUGAGCUACAAACAAACCGAAUCGCGUGCGCGGGGGUGAGCGACCCAAGCAAGCGGCGACCGACCGAAGGAACGAAGCGAACCAGCAAAACGCUGUAAAUCAAAGUAGGCGUCGAAGCGUGUACACUACCGAGGCGGUCGGGCGGCGCAGACAGUGAAGGUGUCAAAUUUGUGUAAAUAGCUUGUCGGUCGUUAAGAUGGCACGCGGGAAUGAAAGAACGUGACGACGCGCGGCAAAGGGAAUCGGAAGAAGUCAUUCCUGUAAAUAACGGACGGGGAAGAGGAACGGGAAGGGUACGAAUCGAAAUUUUGAAACUGGGAAAGCGCAAGGAAGACGACCGAAAUGGCCCGAUCCGAAGUUUGAUGAUACAACAAGAACAAGUGAAAACAAACAACUGGAUGCGGCGAUGGUGGUGGUGGUGGUGGUGGAAGAGGAUGGACGACGAUGACGAUGGUAGGUGAGUAAAUUUUAAAUUUUCCUAGCGCAACAGCAGGCCAUGAAGUUGGGAGUGAAUUAAGUUUCGGGGUGGAAAAGUUCAGUCGAAGCUAUGAUCAGGGUUGCCAAAGACGAC